AUUCAUAUUUCUCACUAAGUCUUUGUGGUGGGAAUACUAAAAUCUAAUACACAGCAUCAUUCUUGUUGGCAAUUCCUACCCAAAAUAGCACUAUUUUUUUUUAAAAGAGAACAAGAAGACAGAGGAUAUGGAUUGCAAGAGCAAAACCCUCCUCCCCUAGUGACUCCAUAUAGCAGAGCAGCUGAGGACCAUAAAUAGAAGAUCUUCACUCCCAGACACCAGUUUCUCUGUGAAGAUCAGACUAUUUUGGAAUGGGGGUUACCUGGGUGAUACUUGUGUUGGCCAGUCUGGCCAUGGGGCAGAACAUUUGGGCUUUCUACCUGGAAGAUAAUAGGAGUGUCCCAUUGUUCUCACCCCUCAGCAGAGCUGUAGACCUGUAUAACACAGAGCAAGGCAAUGAAUGGGCGUUUAAUCUCCUCGAUAUCAUCCCCAGUUCCAGUAGGCCUCAUUCAAGAAAUCCACGGGUUGUCCAUUUUACCAUCAAAGAAACCUACUGUGAGGGAUCAGUAAGAAAAAGACUGCGGAAAUGUUCCUUUAAAGAUGGAGGGUUGGUGAAAAUCUGCUCAUUAACUGUCUUCGAAGAUCAAAACAUUGUUACUGUCCCAGUGUGUGAUGAUGUUCCUGAGCAGUUGCAGCAAUUCAAUUCUGAAAGCUCAAAAGAAGAAAGUGGCAGCAGGCAGAUGAUAAAAGAUGCCAAGAACAGGCGCAAGAGGCCCGGAUCAUACUCAUUUAUAGGGCGAAUAAACAGAGAAUAAACAGAGAAUAAAUAGGAACUGAGAAUAUAGAGAAAAUGGUCCCUAAAUGCCAUAGGGUGGCCACAUGCCUGCGAAUGCUGUUAAUAUUCAAUGUUGUUAAUUCACUGCUUUGUAAUUCAUUUCCUCUAAUGGCCAAUAAUGAGAGUUUUUGCACCGUAUGCUUUAUAUAAAGUUAGAUUUGCAAAAAGCAGCCUUGUUAUUUAAAGGUGACAUCCUUCUUGUUUCCUUAAAGUUGGCCAAACAGAGGCCAGUAUCUUAGAGAUCCCUGUAUGCGGCUGAAUCCACUUGCUCUGUGGCUCCGGUCACCUUUGGUUGCCCAAUGCCCUGCGUACAUUCUAUAGGUGGUCAUCAGGGCACCAGAAUCUCAAGGAACCGAGACACAGUGGAAUCCCAAAUGUGUUGAGCCAAGACUAGUACAGUUGCCCAGCUUUACCCCUACAGAGCUGAUAUUUUGGAUUCAAACCAAAUGUUUACCUCUAGAGACAAAACAUAAAUGGUGCCAGCUUGCCAAUUUAGCCCCAGGAACAAACAGCUUCAAUGGUCCAGAAACAAAACAAAUCAGCGUGGGUGAAUGAAAUAAACAGUCCAAGCUUCACAUUCACUCACAAACCCACUGAUCGUAGUGGUAAAACAAAUGACCCCGGUGCUUUCUUAUUUUGUGAAUUUUAGCCGAGUUCAGAAAACCAUGUAUACUUUGAGCUUAAUAAAUAUGUUAAAAUAU
This is a messenger RNA of Xenopus laevis (African clawed frog), 1476 nucleotides long. It is a transcript of the gene camp.L, whose product is annotated as cathelicidin antimicrobial peptide 1 L homeolog. Gene Ontology annotation, cellular component: extracellular region. Lineage: Eukaryota; Metazoa; Chordata; Amphibia; Anura; Pipidae. Gene Ontology annotation, biological process: defense response. Bases 252 to 755 code for a protein of 167 amino acids. The transcript is spliced from 4 exons. The record is from RefSeq and is a predicted model, not a curated record.